Culicoides brevitarsis is the source of this 1669-nucleotide messenger RNA. It is a transcript of the gene GPHR, whose product is annotated as Golgi pH regulator. Gene Ontology annotation, biological process: intracellular pH reduction. Gene Ontology annotation, molecular function: voltage-gated monoatomic anion channel activity. Bases 104 to 1456 code for a protein of 450 amino acids. Gene Ontology annotation, cellular component: Golgi cisterna membrane. Lineage: Eukaryota; Metazoa; Arthropoda; Insecta; Diptera; Ceratopogonidae. The record is from RefSeq and is a predicted model, not a curated record. The transcript has 3 exons.
UUGAGCCUUUGUUGUGAUAUGGCAAAAUGCCGAAUUUUCUGAAUUUUCCACAGAAUUUCGAGGAAAAAUAACCCAAAUUUAGUGCAGAGACACUCGAACAACGAUGGGUUUCAUUGAAGAUUCGUUAAUUAUUUUCAUUUCACAGGUUUGCUUUUUCGCUGGAGGAUGGAUCUUCUUUGGCAAGCAACUGUUCCGCAACUACGAAGUUCGCAACAAUUUCGUUCAAUUGAUUUUUUCUACGACACUUGCACUCUCGACAACCAUGUUUGAGCUGAUAAUUUUCGAAAUUAUUGGUUUUUUGGACUUGUCUUCGCGUUUUUUCCACUGGCGAUUCAACUUAGCGUUGUUACUGUUCCUCGUCAUCGCGCUAAUUCCGUUCUACAUUGCCCAUCAGUGCAUUAGCAAUAUACAAUUUGUGCCAAUUCGAUGGCGAUUCCCACUCACCUGGCUCUGUUUCUUCAUUUAUUUGUACGGAUUCUGGCGAAUUGGGGACUCGUUCCCGCUGUUAAGUGCCUCAAAGGGAAUUUUCACGAUCGAACAGGCUGUUUCGCGGAUCGGCGUGCUCGGGGUGACUGUCAUGGCAGUACUUUCGGGCUUUGGUGCUGUGAAUUAUCCAUAUACGAGCAUGAAAAUCUUCAUUCGACCGGUAUCGAACAGCGAUAUCCUCAAUACCGAACGAAAAUUGAUGCAAACGAUGGAGAUGAUUUUGGCAAAGAAGAAACGAAUCGCUCUGGAUCGCAGGAAGAACAAGUCAAACAUAUCAAAACCCGGAAUUUGGGGCAUGUUGAGCUCUGUGGCGAAUAAUGUUUCGGGCGAAAAUAUUGGUCAACUCAAACUCGAAAUAGCAGCUUUGGAAGAAGUUUCACGUCAACUCUUUCUCGAAGUGCACGAUUUACGGACGAUGCAAGAACGCGAACGUUGGGCCAAUACCCUGCAAGGGAAAUAUUUCAACAUUUUAGGACAUUUUUUCAGUCUGUACUGUCUCUACAAGAUCUUCAUGUCGACAAUUAACAUAAUUUUCGAUCGUGUCGGCAAAAAAGACGCCGUUACGCGAGGCAUUGAGAUCGCCGUUCAUUGGUGUGGCUUCGAAAUGGAUGUCGCUUUUUGGUCGCAGCACGUUUCCUUCUUUCUUGUCGGUUGCAUCGUUGUGACGUCGAUUCGUGGACUCCUACUGACCCUCACGAAAUUCUUCUACAAAAUUUCAUCGAGCAAAUCGUCGAAUAUUAUUGUGCUUGUGAUGGCGCAAAUCAUGGGCAUGUACUUUUGCUCAUCGGUUCUGCUCAUGAGGAUGAAUAUGCCGGCGGAAUAUCGCGUUAUCAUCACCGAAGUGCUCGGCGGACUGCAUUUUAACUUCUACCACCGAUGGUUCGACACAAUUUUCCUCAUCAGCUCGCUCGCCACGAUUGUUGUGCUCUAUCUGCUGCACAAGCCAAAUAAACAGGAACAAGACUUUUAAACGGAAACACGUAAAAAAUGUGAUCACGGAGUUUCAUUUUAUAUACGGAAUGAAGUUCUGCAAAAAUAAUUUCUUUUUUAUUAUUCCAAUAAAAAAUUAUUAAACAAAAAACUAAUCAUAACCCAAUUGAUUGUAUUUCUAAACAAAUGUUAUAAUACCUAAUGUAAUUGAUUUAAAUUUAUUUAAAAAAAAUAUUAAAUUAAAUUAGCGAGA